Molecule: messenger RNA, 1110 nt
Organism: Pieris macdunnoughi
Lineage: Eukaryota; Metazoa; Arthropoda; Insecta; Lepidoptera; Pieridae
Source: the annotation of a GenBank genome assembly
AUGUUUCGCAGUUCUGCUAGAUGUUUCACCGUCUCAAAACCGUAUGAGUUACAAAGAUGUAAACAUACAGCUACAACAAGUAAACUUGAUGAAAUCCGAGAGAAAUUGCGACAAGGUCCUACUUUAGCAGACUUUGUGUCAGAAGAUCGGCCUAAGAAUUGGGAUGACUAUGAAGGGAAGUUAAAACGAGAACAAGGGGAAACAGAACGUCUGAGACUACCACCUUGGCUGAAGACUACUAUUCCAACUGGGUCAAAGUUUAGUGAAUUAAAGCAGCAAUUGAGAAGCUUAAAACUCAGUACAGUCUGUGAGGAAGCUCGAUGUCCAAAUAUAGGUGAAUGUUGGAGUGGUGGAAAACAUGGAAUGUCUACAGCUACUAUUAUGUUAAUGGGCGACACAUGUACUCGUGGCUGCAUGUUCUGUUCUGUGAAGACAUCUCGGGCUCCCCCCCCACUUGACCCAGAGGAGCCAUAUAACACGGCACAUGCUAUUAAACAAUGGGGUCUCGGGUACAUUGUGUUGACAUCUGUAGAUCGUGAUGAUUUGCCAGAUGGUGGUUCGGCUCAUCUUGCGGAGACUGUUAGAGAAAUUAAACAACAAAACAAGGAGAUCUUAGUGGAAUGUCUGGUGCCAGAUUUCCGUGGCAACCGAGACAGUAUAGCCACCGUUGCUAAUAGUAGUCUGGAUGUGUUUGCGCAUAAUAUUGAAACCGUGGAACGCCUAACGCCGUUUGUGAGGGACCGGAGAGCUGGUUACCGUCAGACGUUGAAAGUCCUCGAAACAGCCAAAGAGAUAAAUCCAGAUUUAAUUACAAAAUCCUCAAUAAUGCUGGGCCUCGGGGAGACGGACCAACAAGUGGAACAGACUAUGAAAGAUCUCCGAGCAGUCGGAGUGGAUUGCCUCACGCUGGGCCAAUAUAUGCAGCCGACCAAGCGUCACCUGCGGGUGCAGGAGUACGUGACUCCAGCCAAGUUCGCCGAAUGGGAACAGCGUGGAACGGAACUUGGCUUCCUCUACACGGCAAGCGGACCUCUGGUCAGGUCUUCAUACCGGGCUGGCGAACUAUUUAUUAGUAGCCUCUUAAAGGAUCGGAAGGCGAAGACGGCUUAA